AUGAAGUCUUCUUUUGCCUUUGUUCUGCUUGCCAUGGUUCUCGGUCUGGUCUGUGCCGCUCCUAUGCCUACUAACGACGGUGAAAAUCAUAACUGCUUCUCUCUCACAUACCCCGUCAAUGGCACUGUAUGGAACAGCUAUGGAACUUAUGAGGUUCUCUGGGACGUCACUGGAACAUGUCAUGAUACAUACUACGCUUACAUGAUCUCUGCAGUUGAAAAUGAAGAUGGCGAAUAUGCUUUGAGCAAUCCUCAAAAGGCCCCUGAACCUGUUGAUCUCACCCUUGGCAAGAAUUACAUUACUCUUAAUUUGAACGAGCCAGCUGGAACUUAUGUAUUUACUAUCAGCAAAGAGUCAGGAGAAGAUAUCGAUUACACUGAUCUUGCAGUUAUCACGGUUGUUUAG
Phycomyces blakesleeanus NRRL 1555(-) is the source of this 405-nucleotide messenger RNA. RefSeq lists its product as hypothetical. Bases 1 to 405 code for a protein of 134 amino acids. NCBI's taxonomy places the organism in Eukaryota, Fungi, Mucoromycota, Mucoromycetes, Mucorales, Phycomycetaceae. The record is from RefSeq and is a predicted model, not a curated record. The transcript has a single exon.